AUGCAGGUAAGAUAUCUGCUCGUCAAGGCGCCCGACGAUGCUAUCGUCACUCCCCAAGGUGUCUGUGCCGGCCUCAUCCCACCAGCAGCCAUGCGUUGGAGCCACUCGGUGCCCCACCAGGACGCAUCCUGGGUCACCUUGCUGGUUGAGAGCUCCUCAGGGCUCCUCAUCAAGCCGAACCGUCUCGACAGCUGGCAGAAAGUCAGCUUCGCGCGGCCAGGACACCUGCUGGUCCUUGUUGGCGCUGCGCUUGCUUUGGCAUCCCAAGGUCUUUACCCGGCGCCUUGUCAUGCUGUGCAGGUUCCCUCUUCCUUCCGCCUGUCUUGGGCAUGGAUCUCUCCUGCGCAUAGCUGCUUCUACAAUCCUACCCACCAGAUGCACUUGUCGCAGUGCGGCAUGGUUUGGCGGCCCAACUUUACGGCACCGGCAGAUUGUCGUGAUGGUAACUUGCUUGGAGGUGGCAUGCGAGGCCUUUUGAAGCGACGGAGCUCCUUGCUGCCUCUCGAGCUCGCAAGUGCUCCCUGA
Messenger RNA from Symbiodinium sp. CCMP2456, 525 nucleotides. The record is from the annotation of a GenBank genome assembly. Lineage: Eukaryota; Dinophyceae; Suessiales; Symbiodiniaceae.